Molecule: messenger RNA, 797 nt
Organism: Erinaceus europaeus (western European hedgehog)
Lineage: Eukaryota; Metazoa; Chordata; Mammalia; Eulipotyphla; Erinaceidae
Gene: CLDN18
Product: claudin 18
Exons: 5
Coding region: 2-787 (261 amino acids)
Biological process (GO): cell adhesion; bicellular tight junction assembly
Cellular component (GO): plasma membrane; bicellular tight junction
Molecular function (GO): structural molecule activity
Source: RefSeq, a predicted model, not a curated record
CAUGUCCACCACUACCUGCCAAGUGGUGGGCUUUCUCCUGGCCAUUGUGGGGCUGGCAGGCUGCAUCACCGCCACGGGGAUGGACAUGUGGAGCACACAGGACUUAUACGACAAUCCUGUCACCUCCGUAUUCCAGUACGAAGGGCUCUGGCGGAGCUGCGUGAGGCAGAGCUCAGGCUUCACGGAGUGCAGGCCCUACUUCACCAUUCUGGGCCUUCCAGCCAUGUUGCAGGCUGUGCGAGCUCUAAUGAUUGUGGGCAUUGUCCUGGGUGCCAUCGGCCUUCUGGUGUCCAUCUUUGCCCUGAAGUGCAUUCGCAUUGGCAGCAUGGAGGACUCAGCCAAAGCCAACAUGACACUGACCUCUGGGAUCAUGUUUAUCAUUGCAGGUCUUUGUGCCAUUGCUGGAGUGUCAGUGUUUGCCAACAUGCUGGUAACCAACUUUUGGAUGUCCACAGCCAACAUGUAUGGCAGCAUGGGUGGGAUGGUGCAGACUGUUCAGACCAGGUACACCUUCGGGUCUGCUCUGUUCGUGGGCUGGGUUGCUGGAGGCCUCACACUCAUCGGAGGUGUGAUGAUGUGCAUCGCCUGCCGGGGCUUGGUGCCAGAGGAAACCAGCUACAAAGCCGUGUCUUAUCAUGCCUCUGGUCACAAUGUUGGCUACAGGCCUGGGGGCUUCAAGGCCAGCUCUGGCUUUGGGCCUGGUGCCAAGAACAAGAAGAUCUAUGAUGGAGGUGUACACACAGAGGAUGAGGUCCAGUCUCACCCUACCAAGUAUGACUACGUGUAGUGCUCUAAGA